CUAUGAGUUUAGUUACGAAUUACGAAGUUCGAUACAAGUCCAGCUUAGUAAAAAAUCUUGUGACACCUAAUAAACAUGAUGCUAUGAUUUUUUUACAAUUUAAGUGUUAGUUGUUUCGUAAAUAUUAAUCUGUAAAUAUGGAAAAUGCUAAAAUACAGAGUAAAGUUAAACUUUUAUUUGAAAAGAUUCUUCAACCUCACUAUGUUAUGAAUAAUUAUUAUGCUGACAAUUUAUUUAUCAAAAUAAACAAUACGGAUCCAGAGGUCACAUACUUCAAAUCUCUACCUUUCUUGUCACAGUUGCUUGUAGACAGUUUAGAUGGCUUUGAGACAUAUGACAAUACAGUAAAGGUCUUUCUUAUACGUCUACUGGCGGUCGUGUGCGACAAUGAGGUCAACUUCGCAAAGAUAUUUUGUAGGAAAGGCGACAUGCUGGCACAAGCGUUCAAUCAGAUCGACGGCCCCUCUAUGAACUCUAGUUUAAGGGUGGCUUACAUGGAUGUAGCGUUGUCUCUCCUCAACCAUAGCUCUGGAGUAAUUUGGCUGUAUGACAGCGAUGCCUGGAAGCAUAUCUUAGUUCUGUGCAAUGAUAAAAGAACAGUUUUCGUCGUUCGGAAGACUUACAAAUUCGCGUCCAAAUUAAUGUGGGAGCUAAACCAUUUGGGUGACAUGAACAAAAUCAUAACCGUACUCGAGUACAUAAUGAAACCGGUACUGGAUACAGAUUAUUUGGCAAUUAAUUUAAUGACUAGUGAGAUGGAGGAAGAAAUCAGCAAGACGCUGGAGCCGAUGCUGCAGAUGCUCUUAUCUAUCAUUACCAACGCUGAUGAAUUGAGAAAGGGGAAUAGCAUGUUGAUUGAAUAUAUAAUAAAAAAAUCGAAUUUAAUAACACACUGUUACGUUGUUUUGGACAAGAUACGAAGAGAAGACAUGACACUAUUAAUGACCAAAAUACUGUUCGCAGUGGGUGUGGCGAGACUUCUGCACUCGCAACCGAAGCUGGUUAAUGAUGUAUACGAAAAGGAAAACUUUAUAGAGCUAGGAGCUACGUACUUGAACAUUAUUCAGUUUCUUAUACACAGGCGGUCUCCGACGAUGGUGUUCGAUUUCUGCAACGCGUGUAGUGAGAUGUGGACGAGGGCGUGGGAGGGCAAGGCGCCCGCGAUGAUCGAAGCGGACGGCAAGAAGUUCGAACUGCACAAUCAAAUAGUAGCCAUGAUCCUUGUACCGUCGCUUGUGUACGCGAACCAUGGUAGGUCGAUGUCCUCGAGUUUUACCGAUGAGAGAGUGGACGAGUUCUUGGUGAAGCUUCUCAACUCCAUGUGCUAUCAUAACGCCAGAGCCGCCUACGCACUGAGAGACCUUACGGUACAGCUCGAUAUCCUGUCGAUAACAUUGCAAAGCGUCAAAAGAUUGAGUUGUUGGAAGAACCGUUUUACGAAUGAGCAGGCGAAUUUGGUUUUCCAAGCGUUGUUUUUCGUACUGAAACAGUACGAUCCCGUUGACGACAACGGAGAGAUGAAAAACGAGAUUACAUACGAGGACAGUAGGGAUAAAGUCCUUGUCAUGACGUAUGUACUAGAUAGUUUACUGUCUUUAGUGAAAACAUACAACAUCAACUGGCAUGAGAGUUUCGAAGUGCUGUGUUUGUACAAUGUUGUAUAUCAUAUCCUAAAAAGGCCAAAUUUAACAUGUAAGUUCGUAGUGACCGCAUUGAACGUGAUCGCGAUAACGAUAAAGAAGUUCCUGCCACCGAACUUGUCCUUGUUGAUGGACUCGAAGCCGGGUUCCGCGAUGCACGAGCUGGGCAAGCUCAUCUACAUGAAGUUGCACGACUUCCAUUGGGAGGUGAGGGACUCCGCCCUCGAGUUGCUGCUCGUCUGCACAGAAAUAUCAUUUAUAAAAUUCCCACCGAUCCAAAAUCAAAUUUUGUCGAACAACUUAAUGACGGUCACAGUGACGAUAGCGCUCAACGACCACGAGUUCUACGUGCGCGCCUCCGCCCUCAAGUGCAUUGGUGCUGCUACCAAGGUCGCUCCCAUCUGGGACGACCUCAAGACAAACUUCCCCAAUAUUCAGCACAUGAUCCUGACGAUAAUGGUGGACAACCCUGAAGGGAUCGUGAGGAAGGAAGCUUGUAACGUUUUCUGUGAAAUCUAUCACAAUUUAAGAGUAACUCCAGCCUUUAAGCAGGUGCUGUACGAAUGUAUGCUUUACACAGCGCUCAAUGAUUUUCAUUGGGAGGUGCAGCUGAGUGCUCUCAGGUUUUGGAAGAUUGUUAUACAGCAUCAGUUAAAUGCUCAAGGCAUGUUAGAUGGUACAUUCCCGCCAGUUACUUUCGCAAAGGAUUCACGUAAAAUUGUCACCUUGAACGAAAAGGAAAUACAAAAGAGGUUACUGAAAACACUUGAAGAACUCGCUUCAAUAGGUUGUCUGACUGUGCUUGUGAAACUUUUACAAGACGAAUCCGAAGUUGAUAUUAUGGAAGCAGCACUUUCAAUAUCUAUAGAGCUUUACUCUGUUUUAGAGAAAUACAAAGUACCCGAAACUCUACAAGCUGAUGAUUGUGAAAUGGUGAACGUUGAUGAAACUGAUCGUCCGAUUAAACUAAUCGAUUACAGCGCUGUGAAUUCAAUAGCAAAUAAUGCAUCGAAUGUAGACAACGUUAUAGAGGGAAUUGUGAAAGCAGAUGAUAUUAACUUACUUGCUAUGAUGUACGAACGUCAAAUGAAGUUGCAGAACGAAGAAAUGCCAGUCAACGAUCAACCUCCUAAACCUAAGCUUCUUAAAUUCGCAUCACCACAUUUAUUCGUAACAUUCUUGAAGAGCAAAGAUUUUAAAGCUGUCAUUGAACAAAAGAAGAAAUGGCGGGAAGGCAUUAAGAGUUUAUCUUCUCUAUUAGAUGAUGUUUUAGGUAUUUACGAGAUCAAUGAUGACGUCAACACUUUAGAUUGUUAUUAAAGUUUUGGCAGUUUUAUACAAUUGUUGUGUAAUUUUC
This is a messenger RNA of Papilio machaon (common yellow swallowtail), 2997 nucleotides long. RefSeq lists its product as uncharacterized. Gene Ontology annotation, cellular component: nucleus. The coding region runs from base 138 to 2960 and encodes 940 amino acids. Gene Ontology annotation, biological process: cell population proliferation; positive regulation of protein phosphorylation; DNA damage response. The record is from RefSeq and is a predicted model, not a curated record. The transcript has 5 exons. Lineage: Eukaryota; Metazoa; Arthropoda; Insecta; Lepidoptera; Papilionidae.